This is a messenger RNA of Nomia melanderi (Alkali bee), 1042 nucleotides long. The record is from RefSeq and is a predicted model, not a curated record. NCBI's taxonomy places the organism in Eukaryota, Metazoa, Arthropoda, Insecta, Hymenoptera, Halictidae.
AAAAUAAUAAUAUUGAAAAAAAAAGUAGAGCUCUAGGAAGGAAUAAGCGAAAUCAUUUUAUCCUUGAAUCAUUUUUUUUGUAAUAUACUUUUCGCUUAAUAAUUAAUUUUAUAAACUUUUAAUAAUAUAAAAGAUAUAAAUAUUAUAUUUUUAAUAAAUAACAUAUAAUGGCACGACCGAUUGCUUAUUUAACUAGAAAAGAAACGAUCUCCAGCUGUCACCGUUUGCAUAGCGAUAAUUUAUCAGAAGAAGAAAACAAAAACGUGUAUGGAAAAUGUAAUAAUUAUUGGGGACAUGGUCACAAUUAUACAGUUGAAGUCACUGUGCGUGGACCAGUGGAUUCUGUAACUGGUAUGGUAAUGAAUUUAUCAGAUUUAAAAUCAUAUAUGAAAACAAUCCUGAUGGAACAGUUGGAUCAUAAAAACUUGGACAAGGAUGUACUUUAUUUCAAGGAUGUUGUUUCAACUACUGAAAAUGUAGCCAUUUAUAUAUUUAAUGAAUUAAAAAAUUUGAUGCCUAAUCCAAAACUAUUAUACGAGAGAAAUAAGCAAAAAGCACAGCUGCCGAGUAACUUGCAAUGAAAAUAAACAAAUGCCAAAGCGCAUGCAAAUAAGGGAAGUUCAAGUUUAACCAUGUAUCACAAAAUAGACGAUCAUUUAACCAGCAAGUGACCGCUAAUAACCAAACAGCACCGCAUCUUAAACCCAAUCUAUAAACUCUCUGGUUCUUGGUCCUUAAAAAUGGGUAUAACACAUUGUAACUUGGUACUAAUUUAUACUUACAUUAUAAACAUUCAUUAUUUACCUUUUUAAUUCAAUUAUCAUAAAUCCAAAUGCUGGUAUGCCAAGAGUCAUUAAUGCAAAUGCAUUUAUCGCGGGAUGUAUAAAUGAUAAACCACUUGCAAUAAGGGUAGGUAGCAUUGCACAUAUAGAAAGAAGUUUUCUGUCAUUGUGUAAAAUAUUUGGAAAAUAUCUUCUUGGGAAAAACAUACAAAAACCUGCCAUAUACACCCAUAAAAUAGCUAAUUCAUCUAACAAUUGCC